AAGAAAAAAAGGAGGCAGGACACUCCUGUCCCCUCCACCUCCUCCACUUCCACGCCCGUCUCAGGGACUAUAAAGAUCACAUCUACAGUGUAUAUUUUCAGCUGUUUCACGGCCCUCCUCACAGCUACAGCCCGUCUCCUGAAGAACAUUCAAGCCUGAUCAUGAGCAAGAACUACCUAUCCAAAAAUGAUGAGCUCCGCAAGGGAGACUACCUGCUUUCCAACAACAGGGAGUGGAAAGCCAUCUUCCAGGAUGAUGGUAACUUUGUCAUCUAUGGCUGGAAGCCGACGUGGGCUUCAAACACGAAUGGAGCAGACGUGGUUCGCCUGUGCAUGCAGAGUGACUGCAACCUGGUUAUGUACAAUGCAAAAGGUGAACCCAAAUGGGCCUCAAACUCUUACAGGCCUGGAGAAACCAACAUGUGCCGUCUUCAUCUAACUAAUGACGGCAAAUUGGUGGUGAGCAGAGAAGCCGAGCAAAUUUGGACAUCCAAAUGAGGCUACAUAUGAUGUCAUCAAAUCAAAGCUUCUGUAACAGAGUGGUGCACGAGCACCUGCUCCAUUUGUCAACUGAACUCAAAUAAAAUCAAUAUA
Messenger RNA from Thalassophryne amazonica, 593 nucleotides. RefSeq names its product mannose-specific lectin-like. Bases 162 to 497 code for a protein of 111 amino acids. The transcript is spliced from 3 exons. The record is from RefSeq and is a predicted model, not a curated record. Lineage: Eukaryota; Metazoa; Chordata; Actinopteri; Batrachoidiformes; Batrachoididae.